Messenger RNA from Phycomyces blakesleeanus NRRL 1555(-), 429 nucleotides. RefSeq lists its product as hypothetical. The transcript has 8 exons. The coding region runs from base 1 to 429 and encodes 142 amino acids. NCBI's taxonomy places the organism in Eukaryota, Fungi, Mucoromycota, Mucoromycetes, Mucorales, Phycomycetaceae. The record is from RefSeq and is a predicted model, not a curated record.
AUGUACAGAAAGACAAUAGAAAAAAACGGAGAUAGAUUGUUCUCCAUAAAAGUAAAGGGUCAAAGAAAAGUUAAAGGAAAAUAUUUAGAAAUCAAUCGCGGAUUAAAUAUUAAGGAAAAAAUCAAAGUACUGAUUGCCAUUGUACUGUACUGCACUGUACUGCACUGUACUGCACUGUACUGCACUGCACUGUAUUUCUAUACCCGGUUUGGGUGUAACAUGUCUAUUCAAUUGUUCAACCAAGUCAAAUUGAUAGACACCAACCAUUUUAGCGAGAUUUGCGAGGACAUCAAUAAGGAGUAUGGACUGUUAAACAUGAACCAUGGUGUUAAAUACUUUCUUAUUGUUUUAAAGUCUACUAUGGUUGGCAUGUCUGCCGUACAAUAUACCACAUUUAGACCAAGGAAGGAAAGUAAGCUGUACUUAUAA